Molecule: messenger RNA, 927 nt
Organism: Acanthoscelides obtectus
Lineage: Eukaryota; Metazoa; Arthropoda; Insecta; Coleoptera; Chrysomelidae
Source: the annotation of a GenBank genome assembly
AUGACCUAUAUGUGUAGUUCCUUGUAUGUAAAUGAUUGAAGCGCAUAAUGAAUCUGGUAGAUAAAAAUAUCGUCGAUUACGCUGCCCGCAUCAUACAGUAGCGAAGAGCCAGCCAGAGUAGUAAUAGUAGAUAGUACUUAAAUUGUCUAGGGGGAGUUAUUGUUCGUGAGUCGCGUUAGCUACGUAUCAAAAUGUCUUUUAAGUUAUGUUUGGUGGUGUUGGUAGCAUUUGUUGCUUUCCAGUUUCUGACCUUCAGCGAGGCUGUAAUUGUCCGUAGAGAUGCUCCAGCUGCAGAGAAGAACGCCAGUCAGACGAUUGAUGAGGCCCUCCAAUCCUUCAAAAGUGGCAUCGAUGACUUGGUGAAGAAUGUACAGUCGAACGAGCUGUUCCAAAACCUCACCCAAACGUUGAAGCAAUUCACCGACACUGUGCAACACCAGGGUGAGGAGCUUGUUAAGAAGUUCAAGGAUCAAAACCAGAAACCCGCCAACUGAAUGCAUAGAAGCAUCUUCAGCGAACGUUAUUUAUAAUUUUUAGUUUAAUUUGAUGUCAUUGCGUUUUUGAUAAUAAAUGUUUCCUCAACUCUAACGUUUAUUUAGAUUACAAUUUCAUGCAUAGCGUUACUUGGGGAAAUCAGUGGAGCUACGCUAUAGCUUAUUCCUUCAUUAUCAAAUAUGACAAUGGAUUGGCCCAUAAUACCUAUCAUAACCAUUCCCUGAAGAAACACCCAAGCUGUAAGAUCUCACAAACCAAACUUGAAAAUAUUGUGCAGACCUGGCAAGUUCUUAGAAACUAUUCGCAUUGAAUAUAGUGUGUCACCGUAGCCGGUUGCACGUAUAAAAAAUUGCAUCAAGAAGGUUAACUCUGCCCUUCCCAUGCAACGCUGUCAGUUUUCAAAGUAUUGCGUUGUAAUUAAUUGGAUUUGGG